This is a messenger RNA of Hibiscus syriacus, 682 nucleotides long. Its product is annotated as 17.6 kDa class I heat shock protein-like. The coding region runs from base 92 to 643 and encodes 183 amino acids. Lineage: Eukaryota; Viridiplantae; Streptophyta; Magnoliopsida; Malvales; Malvaceae. The transcript has a single exon. The record is from RefSeq and is a predicted model, not a curated record. Gene Ontology annotation, biological process: response to heat; protein complex oligomerization; response to hydrogen peroxide.
AUUGAGAAAUCACCAACAAGGAUAGCGAAGUUUCCAAUUAUUCUCAACAACUUAACAAUUUCGUUUCACUGCCGAAUUCCCAUAACCAGAAAUGGGCAUCAAAAACCUCACCAGAGCCUUCAUUUUCCUAAUGGCAGCAACCAUCCAUGUGAAUGGUUUAAUGCCCUACACAAGGUCAUUAUGGGACAUGGUGAUCCCUGAAGACUCAUUCAGAAUCCUCGAACACACACCGCUCGCCGUCCCCAAAGCCACGCAGCCAAUAGCAUUGGCUCGUGCCGACUGGAAAGAAACACCGCGAUUCCACGUCAUCGCCAUCGAUAUCCCCGGGAUGAAGAAGGAAGAUGUGAAGAUCGAGGUGGAAGAGAACCGAGUGUUGAGGAUCAGCGGCGAAAGAAAAGAGGAGGGAGUGGAAGGAGAGAAAUGGCACAGAGCGGAGAGGACGAACGGGAAAUUCUGGAGGCAGUUCAGGAUGCCUGGGAAUGCAGACUUGGAUCACAUCAAGGCUCAUUUGGAAGAUGGGGUUUUGAAUAUCACUGUGCCCAAGUUUGCCGAGGAGGCUAAGCGCCAAUCUAAGGUUAUCGACAUUGGUUCGUCGGCUGGUUCUGGUGAGAAUGUUGAGACCACAUCCAGGGCUGUCCAGUAGUGUGGAUAAUGUGUCUUCGUUUUGUGUCAUGGGUUGAUU